Raphanus sativus (radish) is the source of this 1715-nucleotide messenger RNA. RefSeq names its product mitochondrial adenine nucleotide transporter ADNT1. The transcript is spliced from 8 exons. NCBI's taxonomy places the organism in Eukaryota, Viridiplantae, Streptophyta, Magnoliopsida, Brassicales, Brassicaceae. The coding region runs from base 200 to 1258 and encodes 352 amino acids. Gene Ontology annotation, biological process: transmembrane transport. The record is from RefSeq and is a predicted model, not a curated record.
UUGUUGUCUCUUGGCGUUUUAUAAUCGCCGCCGGUACGAGAGAAGUGCGUGCGUUCGAUCUCUCUUCUUCUCGUUAAAAUCCUAAACGGAGAUUUCUGUAUUAGGUUUUUGGUUGAGAGAUCGAAGAUCGUGUAAAAGCUUCCGAAGAAAUAGUUUUGGGAUCGUAAAAUCGUAGUGGAGUGAUUGCGAUUAUCUAUAGAUGGCGUCAGAGGAUGUGAAGAGGAGCGAAUCGGCAGCAGUUUCAACGAUCGUGAACCUGGCGGAGGAAGCGAGGGAAGGAGUCAAAGCUCCGAGCUAUGCUGUCCUCAGCAUCUGCAAGUCUCUCUUCGCCGGUGGCGUCGCUGGUGGAGUGUCACGAACUGCAGUUGCACCUCUGGAAAGGAUGAAGAUAUUGCUUCAGGUGCAAAAUCCACAUAACAUAAAGUAUAGUGGGACAGUCCAAGGGUUGAAGUAUAUUUGGAGAACCGAGGGACUUCGUGGACUCUUCAAAGGAAACGGUACUAAUUGUGCUCGUAUUGUUCCUAACUCCGCUGUUAAGUUUUUCAGCUAUGAGCAGGCUUCCAAGGGUAUUCUGUAUUUGUAUCGUCAGCAGCCAGGAAAUGAAAAUGCACAACUGACUCCUGUUUUACGGCUUGGAGCUGGUGCAACUGCUGGAAUAAUAGCCAUGUCUGCAACAUACCCCAUGGAUAUGGUUCGUGGAAGGCUAACUGUCCAGACCGCAAACUCCCCUUAUCAAUAUAGAGGAAUUGCCCAUGCUUUGUCAACUGUCCUGAGAGAGGAAGGUCCACGAGCCUUAUACCGUGGUUGGCUUCCAUCGGUGAUUGGAGUAGUUCCAUAUGUGGGCUUGAACUUUGCUGUCUAUGAGUCUCUAAAGGACUGGCUAGUCAAAGACAAUCCAUUCGGACUAGUGGAGAACAACGAGCUGACCAUUAUAACGAGACUCUCUUGUGGUGCUAUAGCUGGAACGGUUGGUCAAACAAUUGCGUAUCCACUGGAUGUGAUUCGUAGGAGAAUGCAAAUGGUGGGAUGGAAAGAUGCUUCCUCUGUCGUCACAGGCGAGGGGAGAAGCAAGGGUUCGCUUGAAUACAGCGGUAUGAUUGAUGCGUUUAGAAAGACAGUUCGUCAUGAAGGCUUUGGAGCAUUGUACAAGGGAUUGGUCCCCAACUCAGUGAAGGUUGUACCAUCAAUUGCGAUUGCAUUUGUGACAUACGAGAUGGUGAAAGACGUGUUAGGAGUGGAGUUUAGGAUAUCAGACUGAGUCUAUUUGAUGAUAUCUACAAGGCGAGAGAGAGCAGCACACUUCUAUUUUUGUAGCCGAGGAGAGACGGAAGAGAAGUUCAGAAGUUUUAGGGGCUUUUAUUUCAAACCUCCUUUCUUCAUCCGUGGAAGGGAUAUAAAAAGGCUAUAGGUCAUUCAUUAGCCAAACCUUUACUUUUUUCCUUUUUUUUUUUUCUUUUUCGUUCUCUCUAUUUUAUAGAUUGAGGUUUCUUCUGAAUCAGAAUAAAGUCGAGAGGCCAACUAUAUCAAAAACAUUCAUCAAACCUGUUUGCUGCUGGAGCUUGUGUUUGCAGGGUUUUGGUUGGGGUCUUUUGGCGUUAAGUUAUCAUCAUUGUUAUGACUCUUAUUGGUAACUUGUGGAUUAGUUGAAUAAUUCUGCUUGUAGUUUUCUUAUGAAUUCGUUUCCUGUGAGAUCAUAAGAUUUAUGAUGUGUGCUA